AUGGAGGCACGCAGUGAAGACGAAAGCGCGAGCAACAGCAGCGGAGAGUCAAGUAACUCUGAUGACGAGUCAGGAUCCGGGUCAGGCUCUGGGUCAGGGUCCAGCUCCAGCAGCAGUAGCUCCAGCAGCAGCCAAUCAGGGAGCAGCGGCUCAGGAAGUGGCUCUGACUCCGGCAGCCAAUCAGUUUUGGAAGUCAAACCCCAGUAUCCUGGCAGUGCAAAGGUCGGCCAUGCUCAGGAAACAGCAGCUACAACAGCAACAACAACACAACAACAGCAACAGCAGCAGCAGCAACAACAGCAACAGCAGCAGAGCUCUUCAAAUAGCUCAGAUGAGGAUUCUUCCAGCAGCGAUGACUCGGAUGAUGAUUCGUCAAGACAAAAAAGCAAAGGGUCUGGCUCAGGGUCCGAUUCAGACUCGGGCUCAGGGUCCGAUUCUGGCAGCAACUCUGGUUCCGAUUCCUCUAAAGAGGCGGAGGGAGAAAACAGUGACGCUUCCGCAUCAGACUACGAACCUAGUCACAAAGUGAAGAGCCGCAAGCCACCGACCAAGGCCAACGCCAGGAACGGCAAAAAGAGCAAAGCCCAGAGGAAGAAGCCGCCGGGCUCCUCCUCGGACGAGGACGACUAUGACAAGAAGGCGCUGGCCGGCCCGCGGCGGCAGGCCACGGUUAACGUGAGCUACAAGGAGGACGACGAGAUGAAGACGGACUCGGACGACCUGGUGGAGGUGACCGGUGAGGACGUGCCGCCCCCGGAGGAGGACGAGUUUGAGACGCUGGAACGAGUAAUGGACACAAGGAUCGCCCGGAAAGGAGCCACUGGGGCCACCACUACAGUGUAUGCGGUUGAGGCGGACGGAGACCCCAACGGAACCUUCAACCCUCAGAAGGAGGCGGGAGACGUGCAGUACCUGAUCAAGUGGAAGGGCUGGUCCCACAUCCACAACACCUGGGAGACGGAGGACACGCUCAAGCUGCAGAACGUCAAGGGCAUGAAGAAACUGGACAACUUCAAGAAGAAGAAAUCGGAGGAGAGGAAAUGGCUAAAAGCUUCAUCACCAGAAGAUGUUGAGUACUUCAUUUGUCAACAGGAACUUCAUGACGACUUGCACUCUCAGUACCAGUUUGUGGAGAGAAUUAUUGGUCACUCAAACCAGAAGUCAGUGGCAGGUUAUCCUGACUACCUGUGCAAGUGGCAGGGGUUGCCUUACUCGGAGUGCAGCUGGGAGGACGGUGCCCUCAUCGGCAGGAAGUUCCAGAAGUGCAUCGAUGAUUACAUGUGUCGCAACCAUAGCAAGACCAUUCCCUAUAGAGACUGCAAGGUUUUGAAGCAGAGGCCCAGGUUUAUGCCCAUGAAGAAACAGCCCACCUUUAUCUCCGAGGGCCUGGAGCUCCGAGACUACCAGCUGGACGGCUUAAACUGGAUGGCUCACUCCUGGUGCAAAGGGAACAGCUGUAUCCUGGCAGACGAGAUGGGCCUGGGCAAGACCAUCCAGACCAUCUCCUUCCUCAGCUACCUGUUCCAGGAGCACCAGCUGUACGGGCCCUUUCUGCUGGUGGUGCCCCUGUCCACGCUCACCUCCUGGCAGCGCGAGAUCCAGCUGUGGGCGCCGCACAUGAACGUGGUGGUGUACCUGGGCGACAUCACCAGCAGGAACAUGAUCAGGCAACAGGAGUGGAUGCACGUUCAGAACAAGCGACUGAAGCUGAACAUUUUGCUCACCACUUACGAGAUCCUCUUGAAGGAUAAGUCAUUCCUGGGGAACGUGAGCUGGGCCUUCAUCGGCGUGGACGAGGCCCACAGGCUGAAGAACGACGACUCGCUCCUCUACAAGACGAUGAUGGAGUUCCGCUCCAACCACAGGCUCCUCAUCACAGGGACGCCGCUGCAGAACUCCCUGAAGGAGCUCUGGUCCCUGCUGCACUUCAUCAUGCCCGAGAAGUUUCACUCGUGGGAGACGUUUGAGGAGGACCACGCCAAGGGCCGCGACUCCGGCUACGCCAGCCUACACAAGGAGCUGGAGCCCUUCCUGCUGCGCCGCGUCAAGAAGGACGUGGAGAAGUCGCUGCCCGCCAAGGUGGAGCAGAUCCUCAGACUGGAGAUGAGCGCCAUCCAGAAGCAGUACUACAAGUGGAUUUUAACCCGAAACUACAAAGCUCUUAGCAAAGGCAAGGGCAGUACGUCUGGCUUCCUCAACAUCAUGAUGGAGUUGAAAAAGUGCUGCAACCACUGCUACCUCAUCAAGCCGCCAGAUGACAACGAGUUCUACAACAAACAGGAGGCCUUGCAGCACUUGAUCCGUAGCAGUGGGAAGCUGUUGUUGCUGGACAAGCUGCUGCUGCGGCUGAAGGAGCGGGGCCACCGCGUGCUGAUCUUCUCUCAGAUGGUCCGGAUGCUGGACAUCCUGGCCGAGUACCUGAAGUGCCGGCAGUUCCUCUUCCAGCGGUUAGAUGGCUCCAUCAAAGGCGAGAUGAGAAGGCAGGCACUGGAUCAUUUCAAUGCAGAGGGCUCGGAGGACUUCUGUUUCUUGCUGUCCACGAGAGCUGGAGGUCUGGGGAUCAACCUGGCGUCUGCGGACACAGUGGUGAUCUUCGACUCGGACUGGAACCCCCAAAAUGACCUGCAGGCCCAGGCCAGAGCGCACAGAAUCGGCCAAAAGAGACAGGUGAACAUCUACCGCCUGGUCACCAAAGGGUCCGUCGAGGAGGACAUCAUCGAGCGAGCCAAGAAGAAGAUGGUGCUGGACCACCUGGUCAUCCAGAGAAUGGACACCACAGGCAAGACUGUUCUGGACACCGGCGCUGCUCCCUCCAGUUCCACCCCGUUCAACAAGGAGGAGCUGUCGGCCAUCCUGAAGUUUGGUGCGGAGGAGCUCUUCAAGGAGCCAGAGGGGGAGGAGCAGGAUCCUCAGGAGAUGGACAUUGAUGAGAUCCUGAAGCGAGCGGAGACGAGGGAGACUGACCCUGGCCAAUCCAGUAUAGGAGAAGAGCUCCUGUCUCAGUUCAAGGUGGCGAACUUCUCCAUGAUGGAGGAGGAUGAGGUGGACAUGAACCCGGAUCGGGGUCACAGGGGUCAUAACUGGGAUGACAUCAUCCCCGAGGAGCAGCGGCGCCGCCUGGAGGAGGAGGAGCGGCAGAAGGAGCUGGAGGAGAUCUACCUGCUGCCGCGCAUGAGGAACUGUGCCAAGCAGAUAAGCUUUAAUGGGAACGAGGGCCGCCGCAGCCGGAACCGGAGGUACUCGGGCUCGGACAGCGACUCCGUGUCGGACCGCAAGAGGCCCAAGAAGCGCGGUCGACCUCGGACCAUCCCGCGAGAGAACAUCAAGGGCUUCACAGACGCAGAAAUCCGAAGAUUCAUCAAGAGCUACAAAAAAUUUGGGGGCCCUCUGGAAAGGUUAGAUGCGAUUGCGCGAGACGCAGAGCUGGUGGAUAAGUCGGAGCACGACCUGAGGCGACUGGCGGAGACGGUGCACAACGGCUGCGUCAGGACGUUGAGGGAGAACCCCUGUGGACCAGAAAAGACCUCAGGAGGCAGGCGGGGCAAGGUGAAGGGGCCCACGUUCCGGAUCUCAGGCGUGCAGGUGAACGCCAAGCUGGUCAUCUCCCACGAAGAGGAGCUGGCACCCCUCCACAAGGCCAUCCCCGCCGACGCAGAGGAGAGGAAGAGGUAUAAAUUGCCUUGCCAUUCAAAGGCGGCUCACUUUGACAUUGAGUGGGGGAAGGAGGACGAUGCCAGUUUGCUGAUCGGCAUCUAUGAGUAUGGCUACGGGAGCUGGGAGAUGAUCAAGAUGGACCCCGACCUCAACCUCACUCAUAAGUUGCUGCCUGACGACCCCGACAAGAAACCCCAGGCCAAGCAGCUGCAGACGCGCGCGGACUACCUCAUCAAAUUACUGAGCAAAGACCUGGCCAAGAAGGAGGCACAGCGGCAAGCGGGCACGGUAAGCCUCAGACCGUACCUGCGCCGGUCGCGGUAAGCCUCCGACAGCACCUACACCGGCGCUGGUUACGGUCGUCAAGCUGGACACGCUGCGUCUGAAUGACUCGGAAUUUCCACCCGGAAUGGCUGCGUCGCGUUCUGUCUGUGAGGCGGUUCUGUUGCUUAAAGAUGGUGCUUCCCCAAGUUCAUCACACAAGGCAUUCCAUAGCCAUCUUUCCCCCACAACCGCAACAAUCUGUGUUUUAAACUCCACCCCACUCAUACCAAUCACUAGGCCUUGUAAUGGCUACAGACUCUGACAAGAAAAGGAGUCAACAGCAGAGAUUGUAUGUACGCUGUGCCUCCGCGCGGCUUCGUACACCACCAGGAGAGUUUCUGAGUGUUUUGUCGAUGUUGAUUUGCUGAUUUGUUUCGUUUUUCCUUGAUUUUUGUGCUUCUACCAAGUAGGCUGCGUAGUUCAAUGGUUUAUUUAAUUUGUCUGUUUUUAAUUGUGUUUAUUUUUUUAACAAAAAUAAACAAAGUUGGUACA
Molecule: messenger RNA, 4470 nt
Organism: Clupea harengus (Atlantic herring)
Lineage: Eukaryota; Metazoa; Chordata; Actinopteri; Clupeiformes; Clupeidae
Gene: chd1
Product: chromodomain helicase DNA binding protein 1
Exons: 28
Coding region: 1-3978 (1325 amino acids)
Biological process (GO): nucleosome organization
Cellular component (GO): chromatin; nucleus
Molecular function (GO): ATP-dependent chromatin remodeler activity; ATP hydrolysis activity; chromatin binding
Source: RefSeq, a predicted model, not a curated record